Molecule: messenger RNA, 1089 nt
Organism: Beta vulgaris subsp. vulgaris (sugar beet)
Lineage: Eukaryota; Viridiplantae; Streptophyta; Magnoliopsida; Caryophyllales; Amaranthaceae
Exons: 5
Coding region: 324-812 (162 amino acids)
Source: RefSeq, a predicted model, not a curated record
CAAGAGAAAUACAGCAGCACAGCAUCGGCCACCCACCAAACGUCGGUCCAAAGUCCAAAAAAGUGAAAGACCGGUCAAUACAGCCAACCCGCCUGAGACCGUGAAGCCCGCCGGCCCAUCCCAGCUCGCUCCACAAACCAUCACAGCCCGGUCCAGACCUACCUCCCCGUCCAAGCCCGCCAAGGCCCGCACCAGUUAUACUUUUGCUUCAUUUUGGAUUAUUGUCCCUCCUCCCAUCUUUAGGGUUUAUAAACAUCGAAAUUCUGAGAAAUUACAGUUUUUUGGUGCGAAAUUUCUGUGAUUUGGAUUUUGCAUGAGCAUGUAUGAGAAAGAUGAAGGACGUGGAGGUUAAGCAAGCUAAUCGAGGUGAAAAUCCAGCUCGAUUUCAACGUACAGAUCAGUGGCGCCCUGUAUAUUCUUGGUUGGAAUCGUUGAACUCGGAUGAGGUGAUUAAGUCCAAAGACAUAUCUGACUGGCUGGCAUUGAACCCUGAGAUCAGUGAACAGUUGGGCUCAAGACAUUCUCGUUAUCAUUUGAUGCACUAUAUUAAAAAAUGUCAUAUGAAGAUAUUGAAGAAACGGAAGGGUGGACUACAGAAGCCUAGUGAAGCAGCACCCUUGACUGCUGGGCAUCUACAUAUGGCUAAACCGCUGGCCAUGGUUCCUUUCGAUCCAUCAACAAAUUUGCCUAAAGACAGCGACCUCUAUCGAGUGAAGCGAGAGGAAGCUUUGCGCAAAUACGAGAUUUUGGUAGAGUUGGAGCAGCAACUUUCUAUCAUUAUCCCAAACCAAAACGUUGCAGAAGAUUCUUGAUCAAGUUAUGUGGAUCAAUCUGGCUUACGAAAAGUCACAUUCGUUUGCUCCUUGUUGAGCAUCAUUAAACAAACCACGGGGGGGAUCCUUGGAGAUUCAUGGUCACCAACUGAUGCGACUACGUUUGCAUUCAUCUCGUGGCUGUUUUUCUUCCUCGAUGAUUUUCUGUUAAAAUUUGAUCAUUAGGAAACAAAAUGCGGCUGUUAAAUCAGGCAUGUCUAUGCUUCAUAUCCUUCCACCACAUUUAAUCAAUGUAAUUCCAGUUUUAUUCUGUGCA